GCCUUUUUAUCAUUUGAGCUACAGCCCCUCGCUCAGAAACAAUUACAGUUAAACUUGUUAAACCGUCUUAGGUAUAUAGAGGUUAUCCCCGCAGCCAAACAGGGGGAGCAACUGUAGGGUCUUUACCAGGAGAGGACACGGAACAGAAGGCCUGGGAAGAGUCUGAAUCCACACAAACUGCGAUCUCUGUCUCCCCCUCUCCUACGAGUCUCCCGCUCUGUUUACGUUGGUCUGUAACUGGAAGUAACUGCGAAGCCGAAUGGCGGAAGCUAAAGAGUCCACGUCGAGUCCGCUGGCGCAAGCCGACUCUGAAGAUGUUCCCAAGUCUCCUCCAAGCUCCCCCAACUCCUCCACUCGCGAGGCAUGCUAUGCAGUGCUCCAGAGUUGGGUCUCAAAGAAAUUCAUGACCGGAUGCAUGGUUCUCUUUCCUGUCGCUGUAACAUUCUUCAUCACUUGGUGGUUUGUUCAGUUUGUGGAUGGUUUCUUCAGUCCAAUAUAUGCCAGGCUUGGGGUUAGCAUAUUUGGCCUAGGAUUUGUCACAUCCCUUGCCUUUAUAUUCUUAGUCGGUAUAUUUGCUUCAUCAUGGAUGGGUGCAACAGUUUUCUGGAUUGGGGAAUGGUUCAUAAAACGAAUGCCCUUUAUGAAGCACAUAUACUCAGCCUCCAAACAAAUUAGCUCUGCAAUCUCUCCAGACCAAAAUACCACUGCAUUUAAAGAGGUUGCAAUUAUCCGUCAUCCUCGGCUUGGUGAAUAUGCAUUUGGUUUUAUCACAUCAUCUGUAACCCUUCAGAGGGAUGAUGGAGAUGAGGAGUUGUGUAGUGUUUAUGUCCCAACAAACCAUCUAUACAUUGGCGAUAUUUUUCUUGUCAAUUCUGAAGAGAUCAUACGGCCAAAUUUGUCCGUGCGGGAAGGGAUAGAGAUCAUAAUUUCAGUCGGUAUGACGAUGCCACAGGUGAUAUCUCCAAUUGAAAGGAUUCCUCCUCGUCAAAAUGAUAGGAUACCAUUGAACAGAAUGGUGUCCCUGUAAAAAAAAAAAACAGAAGAUCUGGAAGGCUUAUAGGGCAGGUGCAGACGCACACAAUGUGGUGUUUCUGAUAUGGAUCGCAGCGGUUGUGCGUGAUAAGAUAGAAUACCGCUAGACAUGAGAAAAGCUAGAAUACCGCGAGACCUGAGGAACUUUAAGUUGUUCUUUGAUUCUGGGCUGGGGUUUCCAAUCGAAUUUUGUUCCUGCCAUUGUAUGUGUUAUGUAGGUUACCUAAUGUAUGUUGAGCACUCUUUUUCAAUGCUAUGAUGUAUAUUCA
This is a messenger RNA of Prunus dulcis (almond), 1301 nucleotides long. Its product is annotated as protein LIKE COV 2. The transcript has 7 exons. The coding region runs from base 260 to 1027 and encodes 255 amino acids. The record is from RefSeq and is a predicted model, not a curated record. Gene Ontology annotation, cellular component: Golgi apparatus. NCBI's taxonomy places the organism in Eukaryota, Viridiplantae, Streptophyta, Magnoliopsida, Rosales, Rosaceae.